AUGAAUGCUUUAAAAUUGCUGUCUUCAAAUGCACUAAGAUCUGCAACGCCCUCAGCCAGAAUUCUGUUGGCAAGGUCAAGUGUGCUGUUACCUUUAGUACUACGCUCGUCUCAUUCCUUAAAACAUAGGACCCAGAAUAGUAGAAUACUCCACUAUCAGAGGUACUAUUCCACUAAGUCUAAGGAACCUAAAUCAUCUGACAAAUCCAAUAGGAAAGAUGCAACGAUAAAUAAUGAACUACUAGCGACAAAGGAACAAGAAGCAAACCAAAGUAUCACAAAUCCUGCUGCUCAAGCAGUUUUCUACAAGCUUUUGUUAGAGGCAAAUUACCCACAAUAUGUCGUUUCCAGAUUUGAAACACCCGGUAUUGCGUCAUCGCCAGAAUGUGUGGAAUUGUACAUGGACGCUUUACAAAGAGUGGGUAGACAUGCAGAGGCAGAUGCUGUCAGACAGAAUUUGCUCACAGCUAGCUCUGCAGGUGCAAUUAAUCCAAAUUCAAAUAGUAACAAUAUCGACGCAUCUAAGCUUUUACAAAGUAAUAAGUUUUCGUCCCUGUAUUCGCCGUUUAUGGGUUCCAAGAAAGAGCCAGUCCAUGUUAUUGUUUCUGAAUCCACAUUUACCGUAGUAUCUAGGUGGAUUAAAUGGUUGGCAGUACUUGGUUUGUUGACUUAUGGUGCUUCCGAGAUGUUCAAAUAUCUCACAGAAAAUACGUCCAUCUUAAAGAAUUCAGAAAUUGCCGACAAAUCGAUUGAUGUGAGCAAGACCGAUGUUAAAUUUGAUGAUGUCAAAGGUUGUGAUGAAGCUCGCGCUGAAUUAGAAGAAAUUGUAGAUUUCCUCAAGGACCCAACCAAAUACGAAUCCUUGGGCGGUAAAUUACCAAAAGGUGUUCUUCUUACAGGACCACCAGGUACUGGUAAGACAUUAUUGGCUAGAGCUACUGCAGGUGAAGCAGGCGUUGAUUUCUUUUUCAUGUCAGGUUCGGAAUUUGACGAAGUUUACGUCGGUGUUGGUGCGAAGAGAAUACGUGAAUUGUUUCAACAAGCUAGAAAUCGUUCGCCUGCAAUCAUAUUCAUCGAUGAAUUAGAUGCAAUUGGUGGUAAGCGUAAUCCAAAGGAUCAAGCCUACGCUAAGCAAACUUUAAAUCAACUAUUAGUUGAAUUAGACGGGUUUUCCCAAUCAAGUGGUAUUAUAAUUAUUGGCGCCACUAAUUUCCCUGAGUCUUUGGAUAAAGCAUUGACGAGACCUGGUAGAUUCGAUAAAGUGGUAAAUGUCGAUUUACCUGAUGUCAGAGGUCGUGCUGAUAUCUUAAAACAUCACAUGCAAAAGAUCACAUUGGCACCUGAUGUUGAUCCUACUAUAAUUGCCCGUGGUACACCGGGAUUAUCAGGCGCUGAAUUAUCAAAUCUAGUUAAUCAAGCCGCUGUCUAUGCGUGUCAGAAAAAUGCAAUUGCAGUUGAUAUGUCCCACUUUGAAUGGGCAAAGGAUAAGACUUUAAUGGGUGCAGAAAAAAAGACUUUGGUAUUGACCGAUACUGCAAGAAAGGCUACUGCAUAUCAUGAGGCUGGUCAUGCAAUUAUGGCACUAUAUACAAAUGGCGCAACACCUCUAUACAAAGCAACGAUUUUGCCAAGAGGAAGAGCGUUAGGUAUAACUUUUCAAUUACCUGAAAUGGAUAAAGUUGACGUUACCAAGAGGGAGUGUCAAGCAAGAUUAGAUGUCUGUAUGGGUGGUAAGAUUGCAGAAGAAAUAAUUUAUGGUAAAGAUAAUACUACUAGCGGUUGUGGGUCAGAUUUACAAAAUGCAACCAAUACAGCGAGAGCUAUGGUUACACAGUAUGGUAUGAGUGAUGAAAUAGGGCCAGUAAAUUUGAAUGAAAAUUGGGAUAGUUGGUCAAAUACAAUCAAGAAUAUAGCUGACAAUGAAGUUGUUAGAUUUUUAAAGGAUUCUGAAGAAAGAACUAGAAGAUUAUUGGCGAAGAAAAAUGUGGAGUUACAUAGAUUGGCGAAAGGCCUGAUUGAAUACGAAACUCUGGAUGCAAAGGAAAUUGAAAAAAUAUGUAAAGGCGAGUCCAUAAACAAAUUGAAAGCAACUAGUAACAAGAUAGUCGAAAGUUCUGAUAACGAUGAACGUAAAGAUUUAGGAGGGAAAAAACCAAAAAUUCCAACUUUGAUUAAAGCAUGA
Kazachstania africana CBS 2517 is the source of this 2181-nucleotide messenger RNA. It is a transcript of the gene YME1, whose product is annotated as i-AAA protease YME1. Gene Ontology annotation, cellular component: mitochondrial inner membrane. Lineage: Eukaryota; Fungi; Ascomycota; Saccharomycetes; Saccharomycetales; Saccharomycetaceae. Gene Ontology annotation, molecular function: ATP-dependent peptidase activity; metalloendopeptidase activity; ATP hydrolysis activity. Bases 1 to 2181 code for a protein of 726 amino acids. Gene Ontology annotation, biological process: protein quality control for misfolded or incompletely synthesized proteins; mitochondrion organization. The record is from RefSeq and is a predicted model, not a curated record. The transcript has a single exon.